Messenger RNA from Zasmidium cellare ATCC 36951, 6006 nucleotides. RefSeq lists its product as uncharacterized. Gene Ontology annotation, biological process: proteasomal ubiquitin-independent protein catabolic process. Lineage: Eukaryota; Fungi; Ascomycota; Dothideomycetes; Mycosphaerellales; Mycosphaerellaceae. The transcript is spliced from 2 exons. Gene Ontology annotation, molecular function: proteasome binding; peptidase activator activity. Bases 1 to 6006 code for a protein of 2001 amino acids. The record is from RefSeq and is a predicted model, not a curated record. Gene Ontology annotation, cellular component: nucleus; cytosol.
AUGACGGCGGAAGGUCCAAUCCAUGACCGCGUGUCCGACCUGGUCAACGGGCAUGGUUCAGGCGACGAUGCCUCGAGAGCUACCUCGCCUGGCGCUCCGGGAUAUCGAAGUGCUGGAGCUGAUGGAGCCGACAUGGACAUCGAGCGUCUGGGUCGGACUCGACCGAGAGUGUUUCCCUAUACAAAGUAUCUACCCUACGAGACCGAGACAAGAGAAGGACGGGAGCAAGAUCUGGAUGAGAUGAUAAAGCAUCUGUACGUGUCAGUUGCGUCUGGAGACUUUGUUCCUGGUGCGGUACAUUGGACGAAGGAGAUUCGUGGGUGCAUGAGCUUGAAGUUUGACUUGACGAAGAUACAACGCAUCGCUCUGGUGAAGCUUUACUACGAGCUCGCUCUGGCGCCUGGCCUGGAAUACAGCGUCUCCGAGAGAUUCGCUAGCAUGUUCAUGGUCCUCACUAAGCGGAAGCAUUACCUGCGGCCGGGCAAGGAUCUGACUCUGGACUGGCGCCCGCUCUACAAGGAACUCAAGGUCUUCGUCUUGCCAUCAGAAAGCAGCACGCAGAACACGUACAGCAGCAAGCGUAAUGCGCGCACCCUGACGAAGCUCUGCACGUUUGCGCAGCUCUUCUUCGAUCCUCAGGAAAUCCCUGCGAUGAUGGAAGAGUUCCUACCAUUCUUCAGCAUGUCAUUCUCUGAGCAUGCGUUCGUGGUGCUUGGUCUCUUCAACCUGAUGCUGCCCACUGCGGCACCGCCGACAGACGAUCCAAAGCUGCAGCCGCAAUACUACCUCCCAACAUACUUCCACCUAUGGUCGACGAUAAACAGAUCAAUGAUGAUCGAUAUGCGAUUCCUUGACAUCUUCUCCAGGCAAGCUAGAGACUGCUUGGGAGCAGAGCAAGUACCCUUCGGCCCAAGCGGAAUCUUCACCGAGGAGCAGUCCUCACUGAUCUUCACGGCUGUUCUGAGACUACUCGAGAUCCCAGUGGGCCAGGCAAAUACUCCAUACAGCCCAACAGUCGAUCUCGGCGCAGGCACCGGCCUGUUCCUUGACCGAGAUCCAAGGAAGCAUCCAGUGUCGCACAGCAUUGCUCGCUGGAUCGUCAUGUCUCUUUCCCCCAAGUGCUUAGAAGCCGACAAUCAAAAGUCGAUUCUGCAUCAGCUGGAAGGCUUGAUUGAGGGAAUCGAGACAUUCUUCCAUCCUUCGAACUCAGGAGCUUGGACGAAGCCACUUGCUCAGCUGGUUUACUAUCUCGCGGACUUCUUCGUCAUGCGUUGGAACCGAGAGCAGAGCGCCGAGUACGAUGUACCUGAGGACAGGAAGCUGAAUGAGCAGGUCAGACACCGCUUCGUACUUUGCUUGCGGGAAGUUGUCUUCAUGGGCAUUUAUGCCAAGAGUGGCACUGCUAUGAACUACAGUCUUAGCACGCUGCAGAGCCUUGCCUUCCUUGAGCCGACUCUCAUUCUACCAGGCGCUCUGCAACGCAUCUACCCAGCAAUGCAGGGAUUGGUAGAGGUUCACCGGACAAUAUCGUCUAUCCGCGCUCUGCAGAUGCUCAGCAGGAUCAUAGCGAGGACGAAGGGGUUCAGAUGCCACUUGACGACUUUGCUUGGUCUUGCCCUGCCAGGUAUUGACGCCAACGAUCUGGACAAGACCAUGCACAGUCUGGCUUUCGUUCAGUCGGUGUGUUACAACAUUCCGCUCUACGAUCUUACCAAAGAGCAGCGACGCGAGAAGAGCGAACUCAAUGGAGAUUACGAGAUGGUCGAUCACGAUUCGCCUCCACCCGCUGGCUCAGGCACGGCAAUAGCGGUGGAGUGGAUCACUGCACAGGUCGCGAGAUUUGAGCAAGAGGGUCCAGGCAUUGAGGUCGACUACGCCAGCGAGCUCAGCGAGGAAGAUGAAGAGACUAUACUCAAAUCUUCCACCGCUGGAUUUGCCGAAUUCCUCAUCAGCUUCCUGGGCAGAGUGUUCACGCUGCUUCAGAACUUGCCCGAUGCGGCCAGAGUCAAGAGCGGUAGUCCUGAAGAGAAUGUUGUCAACACGCUCCCUGCGACGUUCAGCCCUCUUCUCGCAAGCCUGAGCCCUGACUUAUACGACAUCGCAUUGGAACAAGUGUCGCGCUUCAUCUCGAACCAUGUGGUUCAUCAGGCAAGAGAUGCCAUGGCAUUCAUUUGCAACGCGCUUGUCAAGAUCUCGCCUAAGAAAGCACUACAUCGCUUGCUACCUGAGCUUGUAUCCAGUAUCAGGACCGAGAUCAGUGAAAAUGGCGCCGGCUCCACGAGAACGACAGGUAGCGAGAUCUUGCCCAGAGAUCGAGCACUUGUAUGGCAUGUGUCUUUGCUGAGCAUGUGCGUGGUGCAUGUCGGGCGAGACGUUCUUGACUUCCAGGACGACCUCUUCGAUAUUGCCGCAUAUAUGCAGGACACUUGCAAAGGCAUACCUCUAGUGCACGUUUCCAACUUUGUCCAUCAUCUGCUCCUUAACCUGACAGUCACCUAUACCAUGGAUUACAGCCUCUUCAACAAAGCUGAUCUGCAGAAAGGCCUCACGACAGACAGUUGGGGCAAGAAUGUCGACCCAGCUACCUUGGAGAUCCAGUGGCAUGUGCCUGAGCAGGAAGAACUGGAGUUUGCCGUUCGACUGUUCGAAGCGCAGGGCGGUCGCGCCUUGAAGGCACUGAAGGAGCUCAUUUCCGAUACUGCGACCAUCAAGCGUGAUGGUGUCGGCAAGGACUGGUCUGACGAGGUUUCGCGGAAUCUUGUUCUGCUACGACUGGUCAUAUCAGGAAUGUCUCGCCUUUUCCGCUCAGACGACGGCACCGUCACACCGUACACCUUCGCCACUUUGACGCCGUCGAGCUCCGAUGACAACAUUGCAAUCAUUCCUAACGAACCAGUGCACCCAGACAGCCCAAGCGACAGUGCCGUAGACCUGAUGGAACCAGAUGACGAGAAGGUCAAGCGUACGUUUCAGUAUCCGACAGGCUAUCCUCUAGAAGUCGGCAGCCCAGCGUACGAGACCGUACAUCGCAUGCGUAAGGAGGCUGGUGAGACACUACACAAGGUUCAUCAGUUCCUUGUCAAGAACCAAGAAGAUGAUGUGCCAUGCUUCAACUCCUUGUACAGUGCGUACAAGUCGUGGUUCGUUGACAUCGGCAUAGAACGCUCGGCACACGUGCUUGAUAGGCUUACACGCUUGCUGAGCGCUGACAUCCACCCGUUCAAGUUUUCUGGUACGAGGAAGCAAUACCCACGGCCUCUGCUCGUUCGGAGAGCAAAUCUGUACCACUUCCAGCGGCUGCGAUUCAAUGAGCAUCCUCGGGCGGCGUCAGAUCUAGACAAGACUCUUCUGCUCGAUCUGGCGCACUCCAGUACCUCUGUCUACACGGACAUUCGGCGGACAGCUCAGUCAGCAGGCGAGCAGGCCGUUAAGAGCAUAGUAGGAGCGAAGCCCCUGAUCAUUCCACCACUUCUGGAUGCUCUCGAAGAUGCGUUGAAGCAAGGUGAUCAUCCAAGAAUCAAGGGCGCUAUCUUCUCCCUCUUGUUUGGCAGCUUGGCGAAGCCCAUCGGGCGAAACUGGAAGUUCGCACCUCGAAUGAUCAGACUGUUCAUCCGGGUAUCUGAAGCCGAUCGACCAAGCAUCCAGAAGCUAGUAGGCCAAUCGAGUUUCACGAUACAGGACAUGACGAAGGCCAUGGACCGGAUGGUGAUACUCGAUGAAGCCACGCUGAACGGCAUCUGGCCAGAAGAGGGAACGACACUGACUAGGACGAUUGCUCGUACCGUUGAGGAUGCUCAGGCGCUCAUACCACCAAAGAGAGAGAAGAUCAAGAAGCGCCGAGGCGUGGUCGAGAAGCGAAAGUCUGAGCUGGCAGCUGAACUGAUCGACAGUGUUAAGAACACCCACUGGAAGAAGGCGAGCAGGACCGCAGUCAUGGCAAUAGGAUUGGACUACCGCUUUGAAACCAUCGCUUCCGAAGGCAUGCUGGAACUGGUCAUCAAGGGUGUGAUCGACCCGCAUCCCCAGCUGCGCACGUUGUACGCAACAUCGAUGAACGCCAUCUUCAGCUUGGCUCAGUCGCGAGCUCUGGUCGGCCACAAGUACGAGAACUACCUACUCGACGAGCAGAAGGACCAGGAUGAGGUCUCCGUUCCCACAGAGCGCGAUGACCCGACUUGGACGCAGCGCUAUCUUGAGUCGUUUGCCCAGCCUGAAGCUCAAGCCUACAUCGACAGUGACUACCCCGGUUGGCUGGUGUGGCAAAAGACCAUGCGAGGGUUCCGCACAGGACCAAGUCAACUGCAGUAUGAUGAAGUUGAGCAGGCUGUUCGCCGGAAGAUGGGUCAGCAUGUCGAUCGCCACUGGCUUUCGACCUACUUCGGGUACAUGAAGCAGGAGCCACGAGAUGGCCAAGACCGUUUCCGCAUGUCCAGCUCAAUGAUUGUUGCGUACGCGAUGGAUCUCAUGUCUGAUGGUCUGACCAAGGCAACAUUCGAUGAUUUCAAGGACCUCACGUUGGCCGUCUAUGGCGAUGGAACCGACAAGCACCAGCACCGUGCCAUGUCUGAGAUCAUGGGUGCUAUGCUUUCUAGCUCGGAAGACUUUGAGCACGAUCUCAGAACGAAGAUUUGGGAGUUCGCGUUUCCAAUCGUUCGACGUAUCUUCAGCGAUGGCCUCACACCGGAGAACAGUUCGUACUGGUCGACCUUUGUCACCUUGAUUGUCGGAGGAAAGGAUCCGCGACGUGCCUGGCCACUGAUCGAUUGGCUUGCUGGAUUCCGCUUGGACAUGGAAAGCAGUGCUGCCUUCAAGGAGAGCUCGAAGAUUCAACUGCUGCAGCUCGUCGUGAGUGCUGUGGGCUGGCACUUCCAGUUGCACCGACCGAUUGUGGACGACUUCUUGGCUCAUUUGGAUCAUCCUUACAAGAGUGUACGUGAAGUCAUGGGUAACACUCUCUCUACCAUCUUCCGAACGAGAUACCACGAGUCCUACAAAGACAUCUCAACACUGCUUGAAUCUCAGAAAGCCGCAUCUUCUAUCGGUACGAGGCCCUACCAGCCUACCGAAGAGUACAGCAGCAUCAUCAAGGACGUCUUCGAGCGCCUGGAGAAGUGGCGGAAUGAGCGACCUGUUGGCACCCAGACGCCAACACCAUACACGCAAGCGAGCAAGACAGUACUCCUCUGGCUUGACAGCUCUCUGGGUUCUUACGAUUGCACGACCUUGGUGCCUUUCUUCCCAGAUGCAUUCAUGAGACAGCUCCUUCACAUGAUGGACAUCAAAGAGGAUCCCGAGCUCCAGUCGCUGGCCUAUCAUGUCUUCCGCCACCUGCCAAACAUACCACAUCGACAGGGCGAGACCGUGGCUUUCGUCGCUUCGCUUGUCAAGAUUGGCAGAGAGUCGACUUCCUGGCACCAGCGGCUGAGAGUGCUCAUCAACAUCCAGGUCAUCUACUUCCGACAGCUGUUCCUGAUGCCCGUGAAGCAGUCUGAAGAUCUCUUCCACUGCGUACGUGAGAUGCUGCACGACGUACAGCUGGAAGUCCGCCUUGGAGCAGCGGCGACACUGGGAGGCAUGGUGCGCUGCUCGCCCAUCGGUUUCCGCAAGAAGAAGAUUGCAGACCUCAAGAAGCACUUCACCAACCUUCUCGUCAAUAACCCACUACCAAAGCGACCCAAGAACAACGGACCGCGCGAAGGCACGAGCACACCGACGCAAGAACAGAACAGAUUGGUCCUCACACGUCACGCUGCCGUGCUCGGUCUCGGCGCCCUGGUGCAGGCGUUCCCCUACACGUCUCCGCCACCAGAGUGGCUGCCCGAGGUCCUUGCGACUUUGGCAGGGCGUGCAGCCAGUGAUCCGGGCAUGGUCGGCAAGAGCGUCAAGACGGUGCUGAGUGACUUCAAGAAGACGAGGCAGGAUACCUGGCAUGUGGACGUCAAGGUCUUCAGCACCGAGCAACUGGAGGAUUUGGAGGGCGUGCUCUGGAAGAGCUACUUUGCCUAA